Molecule: messenger RNA, 850 nt
Organism: Achroia grisella
Lineage: Eukaryota; Metazoa; Arthropoda; Insecta; Lepidoptera; Pyralidae
Exons: 3
Coding region: 196-558 (120 amino acids)
Source: RefSeq, a predicted model, not a curated record
UUACUUGUACACCUGUCAAUAUAUUUAGUCUCUCGGAUUAAAAAAUAUAUUUUAGUCGUUUAGUUUUGUCGCAAUGAAAUAACUAAAUUAAAAUUCUUAUGAAGUUUAAAUGUAGAAAAUUGUAUGCAAUAUUGUAAAUGUAACCUAUGUUAAACAUUGCAUUAGUAUUGUCUAUUUAUUUUCUGCUGACCAAAUAUGUGUGACGAACGUGGAAAUAUAUCUGCCAAAUCAUUUUCCCGUUCUCUAGACCCGAUUAUAAAAAUGGGUUACAUGGACGGAGCUUCAAAUGGACAAAAUGCUACAUUUCAAUCAAGUUUCAAUAUUGGGUAUAAACAGGGAUUAAGUUUUGGACUAAAUUUAGGAUUUAAUCAAGCUAAUCCAAGAAUACAGGAUCAGCCAUUUCACUUGCAAGAAUUAAAGGAUCCAAAAAAGAUAAACUGCCAAAUAUGUUUAAAAAAUGCUACUACUCAAGAAAAUAUAGUAAAUCUAUGUAACAUUCAGAAAGAGAAAAAUGAUGAAAUCAUGUCAUAUUUCAGAGAUGUAGAAUCAAAUGGAUAAUGACAACCUUGUGGUGAAAUAGUCCCCCUUUCAUAUGAGAAAACAUCUGGUAGGCUUUUAUUCCUGUAUUUUAUAUUUCAUAAAAUAUACUACAUCUAAGUACGGUAAAUUAUAUGUAAUAAGAGCAAAUAACCAUUUUAAUGACCAUAACCUGUUUAAAGACAAUUUUACAAAAAUUAUUGAAUAUAAAUGUAUAAAAACAUGGAAAGAAUUUAUUUUAAAUUAAAAUCUGUACCCACUAUGUUUUUGUCUCACAAAACAGAUGCUCAUUAUCAGUUCACUGGUGAACUGA